CGACUUGUGGGGCCCUAUCUAUUCAAUCUCUCGAGCCCCGAAGAAAAUCCCCCUCUCCCUCGCCUCGGACUCCAUCUCUCUUUUGACUCCAUAUAUGUGGGCACCUGAUAUCUAUGAGGGUUCACCCACCCCGGUGACAGCAUUCCUUUCUAUUGCGCCUAAAAUCUCUAUUUCUGCAAAUAUGUCACGUGUUUCUAUUGUUGGUUCCUAUGGAGGUACAUGGCAACAAAUCUUCUUUUUCUGCAGCAUUGCUUCUAUGAUUUUAGGAGCACUGGCCGCCAUGGCCCAAACGAAAGUCAAAAGACCUCUAGCUCAUAGUUCGAUUGGACAUGUAGGUUAUAUUCGUACUGGUUUCUCAUGUGGAACCAUAGAAGGAAUUCAAUCACUACUAAUUGGUAUAUUUAUUUAUGCAUCAAUGACGAUAGAUGCAUUCACAGCGAAAAGGCGUAACGAUGCUGGGCACUUUCUUGGAGAGGCUCGGCUUAGGUGGAGGGUGAAGAAGCCUCCUUCCGGGGGGAUCAGCAUGCCUCGGUUAGAUCGGUCUCAUGAUCAGCGCAUUCGAUACCGGGCCCUUAAACGGCAGUUCGAUAGGCUUUAUAAGUUCGACACCAGAAUGAAUUGCUCUGCCCCCUCAAAAAUGCACGCGGUGAGAUGGGAACUCGUCUGCAGACCGAAAACGGAGGGCGGUUUGGAAAUUCGAAGUUUGAAAGACUGGAACACUGCCAGUCAGGCUAGAUUAUUCUGGGAAGUAGCUAGUGGUAAGAAUGAUCUUAGGGGCUGA
Messenger RNA from Dioscorea cayenensis subsp. rotundata (Guinea yam), 781 nucleotides. RefSeq names its product NADH-quinone oxidoreductase subunit N 1. NCBI's taxonomy places the organism in Eukaryota, Viridiplantae, Streptophyta, Magnoliopsida, Dioscoreales, Dioscoreaceae. The record is from RefSeq and is a predicted model, not a curated record. Bases 95 to 781 code for a protein of 228 amino acids. The transcript has 4 exons.